This is a messenger RNA of Athene cunicularia (burrowing owl), 1826 nucleotides long. Its product is annotated as cytochrome c oxidase assembly protein COX11, mitochondrial. The record is from RefSeq and is a predicted model, not a curated record. Gene Ontology annotation, molecular function: copper ion binding. Gene Ontology annotation, cellular component: mitochondrial inner membrane. The transcript is spliced from 4 exons. NCBI's taxonomy places the organism in Eukaryota, Metazoa, Chordata, Aves, Strigiformes, Strigidae. Bases 65 to 472 code for a protein of 135 amino acids.
CUGCCAGGCCACGGGCCUGGGCGGGACGACGGGCGUGGGGCACGGCUCGGAGCAGAUCGAGAGCAUGGAGCCGGUGAGAGGCCGCGUCAUCAGGGUCACCUUCAACGCGGACGUGCACUCCAGCAUCCAGUGGAACUUCCAGCCCCAGCAGAGCGAGAUCUACGUGGUACCAGGAGAGACUGCACUGGCUUUUUAUAAAGCGAAAAAUCCUACUGACAAACCAAUAAUUGGAAUCUCUACCUACAAUGUAAUACCCUUUGAAGCAGGACAGUAUUUCAAUAAAAUACAAUGCUUUUGUUUUGAAGAACAGCGGCUAAAUCCUCAAGAGGAAGUGGACAUGCCUGUGUUUUUCUACAUUGAUCCAGAAUUUGUAGAGGACCCUAAAAUGGCAAAAGUUGAUUUGAUCACCCUCUCUUACACCUUUUUUGAAGCAAAGGAAGGACAGAAGUUAGCACUUCCUGGGUAUCAGUAAUGGGAAAUCUACACAGUUUGACUUCUGCUAGCUGGCUACCAGUUUUGAAACCAUUAUUCUAUAAAAUGAAAACUGCAGGAGUACAGUGCAAUAUGGAAUUAUAUUAUUAAACCACCCUGGGCACAUGUUGCUAUUACGAAAGGAUGUAUUUCUAUUUUUUAAUAAAAACUUAUGUAGUUGGAAUAUUAUUUUUUUAGGGAUAGUAUUUCUUUAUCAGACAACAGAAGGGAACAUACUGUUCCUGGGAGAGGGUUUUCUCAAGCCAUCUUUUUGUAAGAUACACGUCAUCUGAAUACCGUGAGGCAAAUUUUUAAACCUACGUGGAAACUGUGAUCUUCAUUUAAACAGAGGAACAAAUCAGUUUAUUAAGCACCUAAAAUAGCAUUGCUGGCUCUGAAACAUAACUCCCAUGUAAAUUACUUUUAUAAAAAGGUAGAGCCAGGUAAUCUGUUAAUGAAGUCUCAAAACUAAACAACAUUGGACUGUACUGCUGUGUAACCUUCCCAUAGCACAGGAGGAUCUGAUGAUUCAGAAGAUGAUGCACCUUAAAUUAUUACUGUAUCAGUAGUUCAUUUGGUAAGAGCAGACUGCUCCACAACUGUUACCAUGUGAAUGAGGAACAGUAAUUUAAAUGUAAGCACAUCAAAUCUGUGGUGUGGUUUCCAUUUAGAAAUACCAUCUUCAAAUUUCCAUGUUGUGUUCCACUCAUUUAGAACACAUGUGCCACUAAUGACUGCUCUUUCACUUUGCAGAGGGCUGCAACAGAGACAAGCUCAGCUUAUGUAUGAAAUGCUUUGAAGGGGAAGGCAGUACAGAAACAGCUGCUCCUAAUUGCAGGCUGAAUUAAUGGCAUAGGAGCCUCCUCAAGAACCAAAAGGAAAUCAACUUAAUUCAAAGGUUAAGUCCAACAAAGCCUGCCCAGCAGCAUAUCAGUCGCUCAGAGGUACUCCUAGGUACUCUGCCAUCAGGACACAUAAGCCUGUAUUUAUGUAACUUCUGGUCAUUAUCUGUGGGGUAGGGAUAAUAACACUUUAUAGGUUUGCAAAUAAGGAGUGAGUUGCAGAGCAAGUUUAAGCAACCUACUCAUUUUCAGACAGGAAUUAAUCUCAGCCCAGUAUCUCAUCUGCUAGGCCAGUUCUACCCCCUUCAGCAGAUGAGAUCUAACAAAGACUAAAGUUCAUUUGUUUGGACUCUAAAAAAAGUAAGAGGCAUAUCAGAAAUGACUGUUGACUUUAGUCUCAAUUAUGUUUACAUACAGUCAUUUUAAAAGUGUUUUUGAAAAUAAAUGGAUGCUCCCUUUAAAAUGCAUUACUGCACCAAUUAUAUGUUAUUUAAAUAGAUUCUGGAUGACAUU